Molecule: messenger RNA, 1869 nt
Organism: Schistocerca cancellata (South American locust)
Lineage: Eukaryota; Metazoa; Arthropoda; Insecta; Orthoptera; Acrididae
Product: calcium-activated chloride channel regulator 1-like
Exons: 10
Coding region: 1-1758 (585 amino acids)
Molecular function (GO): protein binding
Source: RefSeq, a predicted model, not a curated record
AUGAACAGAAUGUUAGGAGCUGAUGAAAAAGGUAGUACUGUUAUUCUUAUUACUGAUGGAAGGAACACUGUACCAGGAGAAGAUGUGAAAGAUGUUUUAAGUCUAGUUUCCAAUACAAAGAUUAAGAUUAACACUAUAUCACUGGGCGAUGCAGCAGAUGAUCUGGAGCACUUAGCUUGGACAACAGGAGGAAGAACUUAUUCUGUGCAAGAUCAGCAGGGGCUACUGAUGCUAACUGGUGCACUUUUUGAUUCAUUAAAUGGUGUUCUCGGGAAAAAUUUACAAAUUGCAAAUGUAUUUGAGGCAGAAAUCUCUAAUAAGGACAAAAAAAUUCACAAUGAUUUUGUUAUUGACUCUGCUUUACCUGUAGCGACAUUGAGUAUUUACUAUGGACCAGAGCAGGGCCUUGAUGAACUGGUACUGAAUUCUUCUGAGUCAUACAUGAUGACCAAGGACUUUGAAGAAUGGGAUAAAAGCAAUAGAUAUUUGGCACAAACUCUUCAAGAGGGUUUGUGGACGAUCAGUCUCACAUACAAUUCCAUAAACAAGUAUGCUGCAGUGUUUGUCAGCAGUGGUUUACAGACUUCUGAACUGAAGACUAAUGCCAAAAUACGUAUGAUGUGCUGGCAUAAUGCAGAGGCAGGUCCCGUAAAUACUAACCUUAAACCUGUAGCAGUUUAUGCUACUGUAUCUAACGAAGAUCAUCAUUUUGUAUUUGACUUGAACGUAAGUGCUACUCUAUAUGCACCAGAUGGAACUAUGACAAAAAUAGACCUUUGGGAUAAUGGUUCGGGAGCAGAUGAGGUGAAAAAUGAUGGUACUUACAGUCGUUUUCUGGCAAUUAUCUCCAUGACUGGGAGGUACACUCUGAAAUUCGAAGCAAUUGGGAUGUACAGGACAACAGUUGAAGGAUCUGAAAAAAUGUCUUCUGAGGUUAAGCCAUUCUCCAGGAUCUGCAGAACUAACUCUUUUAAGGUAAUAUCUGCUGAAAGCAUUUAUCCUCCCUCAUGCAUAAAUGACUUGAGGAUUGUGGAAAGCAAUAAAACAUUUGUUAACAUUUGCUGGACGGCUCCUGGGAAAAACUUGGACUGGGGAAAAGUUGACAAAUACAUCAUUAAAUACAUAAGGAUGGAGUCAUGUCCUCAUAUGUUCCAAACCAAUUUGUCAGUGUGGACUGCAGAAGUUGUUGCACCAGUUUUGACACAACCUUCUGGAAAACCUGAAUGCCUUGUUUUAAAUUAUACACCCUAUCUUUCCCUCAAUACUUGUCUCUGUCUUUCUAUGUAUGCCAAAGUUGAGGAGGGUUUGUCAGGUCCACUGUCAAAUGUUGUUCAGAUAUAUUGCCCAACAAUAAAUGACACUAAAGAAAACUCAUCAUUGGAAGAGACACCAUUCUUCCAAACAAGUGAUACAUGUUGUACAGAGGAAAGCACUGUUACUACUAUCAGUGAUACGCCCCGUAGCUCAGUUAUUUCAGAAACUGUCAAUGAUCAAUCAUUGUGGCCAAAUAAAUCAAGAAAUGAGACUGGAAUCAAAAUUCAGGAAACAAGUAACUUUCCAUUUGUACCCUUAAUAACUGUGAUUGUGAUUUUGUUCAUUAUUAUAGGUGGUCUUUUAAUAUUGAGGAAAUGGAACAAACUAAGACAUGUCUGUGUCUCUCAUUCUUACAAUGUAUAUCGUGCUAAGUAUAAGCAAAGGAAGUCCCAUCUUGUAACAUAUACAUCAGUUGAGUCUGUUUCGCCUGAAGCAACAGAUUAGUAAAAUAUCUGAAUUGCACUACUACAAAAAUAAACAAAAGUAAAUAAAGACUUUUUUCGUUCUCAAUCCUCUAGAGAUUUUACUAUGAAUGACUGUUUCUUAUAAAUUGUA